GGGCGAGCAGGCGAGGCGGCGCGCGGCUGCGGCGGAAGAUGGCUGCUGCUGAGGCGGCGGACACUCAGCUGAUGCUCGGAGUCGGGCUGAUCGUGACCAUCUUUCCACCGUAGAAAAGGACACAAAUGGAGAAGUUCUCUGGGUGUGGUGUUACCCUUCCACGACAGCCACGUUAAGAAAUCUGCUGCUGAGAAAAUGCUGCCUUAUGGAUGAAAACAAACUUCUCCAUCCCUUUGUCUUUGGUCAGUACAGAAGAACAUGGUUUUAUAUUACAACAGUUGAAGUUCCAGAUUCUUCAGUUUUGAAAAAGGUGACUCAUUUUUCUAUUGUUCUGACCGCCAAAGAUUUUAACCCAGAGAAAUAUGCCGCCUUCACUAGGAUAUUGUGUAGAAUGUACCUGAAACACGGGAGCCCAGUUAAAAUGAUGGAGAGUUAUAUUGCAGUUCUCACAAAGGGGAUAUGCCAGAGUGAAGAAAAUGGCUCUUUCCUUAGCAAGGACUUUGAUGCCCGAAAGGCAUACCUUGCUGGCUCCAUCAAAGACAUUGUAUCUCAGUUUGGAAUGGAAACUGUUAUCUUACACACAGCACUGAUGCUGAAGAAAAGAAUUGUUGUCUAUCACCCCAAAAUAGAAGCUGUCCAGGAGUUUACCAGGACUCUGCCUGCCCUGGUGUGGCAUCGACAGGACUGGACCAUUCUUCAUUCUUACGUGCACCUCAACGCAGAUGAGUUGGAAGCCCUGCAGAUGUGCACAGGUUACGUUGCUGGGUUUGUAGACCUGGAGGUGAGCAAUAGACCAGACCUCUAUGAUGUGUUUGUGAAUCUGGCAGAUAGUGAGAUUACCAUUGCUCCACUUGCAAAAGAGGCCAUGACAAUGGGCAAACUGCACAAAGAAAUUGGUCAGCUAAUUGUUCAGUCUGCAGAAGAUCCAGAGAAAUCAGACAGCCAGGUUAUACAGGACAUUGCCCUAAAAACCAGAGAAAUCUUCACCAACCUAGCACCAUUUUCAGAAGUUUCAGAUGAUGGAGAAAAGCGAGUCCUCAAUUUGGAGGCGCUAAAGCAGAAACGAUUUCCACCAGCAACGGAAAACUUCCUUUACCAUCUAGCAGCAGCUGAACAGAUGCUGAAAAUCUGACUCUGACAGAUGUCUCACUGAUGACUGAUAGAAAACUUUCACUCUGAUUAUGCAUUAACUAUGUAAAAUACUGAAAAUAACAGAGAAAAUGUUAUAUUUUUAAUGAUUUAUUUGAAAGUAUUGAGAUUUGACCUUAAAAACACUGAAGCACAUGAAAACACUUCUGAUUUUUCUCCUAGCUGAUUAGUCUCCUGCCCACUGUCAGUGUUGGACAAAGUGCUGUAACUACUAUAUAUAACAUUAUAAAAUGGCCCGAUGUCCUGGAGUAAGAGAAAAAAAGCUGUCAAGUUCCUGUGCAAAUCACAAGGAAUGCAAAAGCCUUCAUUAUUUUAAGUUCCAGCCUGUCUCAUAGUGUAGCCAUAAACUAACGGUUUACUUUCAGAAAGCUGCCUGAAAUUUUGCUUUCUAUUCUUCCAGGAAGAACUUUAAUUCCAACUGAGGAACUCUACUUUCUGAGCCAAACUACUAAAGUUUUCUGCAGAACUGUCUAGAAGAUCAUUCAAAAGACCCUGCAGUUGCACUUUCAUGUAAAAGAAGCAACUUUUUUCCUGGCCUUUGAACAUUUUGCCUAUAUUGUGCAUAUUUUAUACUUGAGUAGACAACUUUAAUAAUCCAUAUUUAUACUGUUGCAGAAGCAUUUGGCAAACUUAAGCCAUUAGUACUCUUUAGUUAAUCCAGUUGCUAACAAUAUUCUUUUGAAAAAAAUGCCAGUCCUUAUAAGGUAAAAUAAGCAGCCCAUUUUGAAUAGAAACGUCUGUAGGACUAAAGCAGUGACUUUAUGUAGUUGGUAAGGGAGCGUGAGAAUUAACUUCUUACAGGGGCCAAAACCAGUGAAUGUCUUCAAACAACUUCGGUGAAAGUAUCAUGGCCACAAAUCAAGGUAACUGUUCUUUUUCAGUUAUGUACCUUUUUCAUAAUUGGAGACCUUAAAAUUGCCAAAUAGGCAUGGAGGUCUAAAUUAUGUACUCAUUAUUUUAUUAUGUGUAUUCAUGUUAAUUAUGAAAGAUGAUUUUUCACUCA
Messenger RNA from Propithecus coquereli (Coquerel's sifaka), 2152 nucleotides. It is a transcript of the gene DENND10, whose product is annotated as family with sequence similarity 45, member A. Gene Ontology annotation, biological process: protein transport; regulation of early endosome to late endosome transport. Lineage: Eukaryota; Metazoa; Chordata; Mammalia; Primates; Indriidae. Gene Ontology annotation, cellular component: late endosome. The record is from RefSeq and is a predicted model, not a curated record. Gene Ontology annotation, molecular function: small GTPase binding; guanyl-nucleotide exchange factor activity. The transcript is spliced from 9 exons. The coding region runs from base 206 to 1132 and encodes 308 amino acids.